GCAGUACUCACUAAAAGCAAGAGUGAGGUCCUCGCAACACUGAGUGAACAAGUCCUAGAAUUUCCAGUCGAGUUGGACCAAAAAAAUUGCACUGCAGUUUAACUAUCAGACUGUUCAUUAUACCCGGUGAUACGAUCAUUCAGUCGGGGAGUCAGUCAGCCAUCAGUCAGCGACUAAGCCAGCCAUCAGUCAGCGACUAAGCCGGUCGGAGGACAGUGGGUCCGGCGAAAAUAAUGAUCACGCUUUGCUGCGCACCGGUGGGGAAAGAUGAGGAUCCCGGCCCGUUGCCGGAGCGAGAGGAGAGACGCAGGUGGCUGGUGCUGCUGGCGGCGUACCUAAGCUUUCUUCUCUGGGAGGGACUCUGCAAGAGUCUGGGGAUAAUGCUGCAGUCUAUCGCUGUGCAGCUGAACACGGAGACAUGGCCGGUCGGCUCUGCCAUUGGGAUAAUGCUAGCAGCCCGGGGACUGACAGGACCAUUGCUGAGGGCUUUAGAGGUUCGAUGGCAGUAUCACCAAAUAGCGCUUGUGAGUGGACUCGUCGCGGGAGUUGGGGUUAUAGGGGCUUCCUUCGCUCGUACCCUACUUCAGUUUGCUGCCUGUCUCGUUCUUGUCACCGGUCCCGCUUUUGGCCUCGUUCUUAAUAUAUCCCUCGUUCUACUGGGCCAAUACUUUCAUCGACUAUACGCAUGCGCAAACGGCCUGGCUUACUCAGGCGCCUCCAUUGGCAUCUUGGUCUACGCGCCCGUGAGCCAGAUCUUGUUGGAUACGUACGGGUGGCAGGGCGCCCUCUUGCUUGUUGGUGGUAUCCAGCUUCACCUGAUUGCCCUGGGCAGUCUCCAGAGGCCUCCAUCAUGUCAUCGAAGGGGAGAAGUCGGUUACAGGGAGGUCGGCACUGACCACGUUUUGCGUGAGAGACAUGAGCCAUCAGCAAGUGAACUCAACAGACACAUUUCGGCCAAUGGUCGAGGGAGCUGCUUGAAGUUCUGUCUUAAGUUUUCUAAAGCCAUGGGUCUGGAUCUGUUCUUGGAUCUGUCCUACCUGACCCUGAUACUCUGCAUGGGCAACCUGUGCUUCGUCAACAUUGCCUGGAUUGUCUACACCGUGCCCCACCUCAUCGCUAAGGAUCUGACCACCUCCAGCUCCACCACUGUCGUCUGGGCGGGAGGCAUCGGUAUCCUGGUGGGCCAACUCGGCCACGGGCUCCUGGUGGACUUCAAGCUGCUGAAGGGGCGCUUGGUAAUGUACCUGGCCAACCUCCUGAUGGGAUGCACUUUGCUCUGCGACCCGCUACUCUUUGGCAAGUGGCCGCUGGCCGCUAGUAACUUCUUCUUCGGGCUUGGACUAGGCAUCGGGCUGCCUCUGACGUAUACCUUGAUGCGGGACGUGGUCGGUGUCGCAAGAAUGACCAAUGCGGUGGGAUGGGCUGAAAUGACGGGCGGAGUGUUUCGAAUAUUGUCCAGCUUUUUAACAGGCUGGCUCUACGACAAGUUAGGGAGCUACGACUUGUCGUUCGUCUUCCUGGGGUCAUCGUCAUGUGUCGUCGUGGUUAUUCUCAUGACCGAAGACAUCUACCGCUUGAUCCAGAGACGGAUUUCGAAUCGGGUAGCACCCAUCUGAUCAACCAGUUUACAUCUUAUUUAUUAUCGGCUUAUUUGAUCGGUUUUUGAAAUAUUUUAAAACUUGUCUUUACUAAGCAUACUAUCAUGAAAGGCUAAAGGAUCGCUCAAUUCCUUUUUUACUUAGCCGGGACUUUUACUUAGAGUUGCUCCCCUCAUGCUAAUUGUGAGAUUCACCCCAAAAAGUAUUUUUAUUUAAUUGAUAUUUUUUAAGAAUAUUAAGAGUUAUAUAAACGUAACGGGAAAACACCGUCCACGUUUAGUUAUAGCAUAAUUAAUUUCUGAUCAUACUUAAGACGGAUCUUUUGUUGUGGAAUGGGUAAAAAAGCAACCCAAAAGAAAAGCUUUCUUUUAGAGGGCUGCAAACGCCUAAAAUCGGCGGGAAAUAUCCUGUUUUGAUACUUUAACAUUAAAUAUAUAGAUUAAAAA
This is a messenger RNA of Patiria miniata (bat star), 2044 nucleotides long. RefSeq names its product monocarboxylate transporter 11-like. Gene Ontology annotation, molecular function: monocarboxylic acid transmembrane transporter activity. Bases 234 to 1616 code for a protein of 460 amino acids. The record is from RefSeq and is a predicted model, not a curated record. NCBI's taxonomy places the organism in Eukaryota, Metazoa, Echinodermata, Asteroidea, Valvatida, Asterinidae. The transcript is spliced from 4 exons. Gene Ontology annotation, biological process: monocarboxylic acid transport; transmembrane transport.